UGAUGGGGACCUGAAAUAUCCAUGACCUACCCAAUCCAGCUGUGACUAAUCACUCAGCCCAGGACACGCGUGGAGAACAUGGAGGACGACUUCCGGCCGCAGGUGAAAAAGGUGGCUGUGGCGAUGGGCGCGUCCCUCACAGAACAGGAGGUAGACCGUAUGCCACGGGACAUGAGAAUGCAAGGGAACUUCAACUACAGCAGGUUUCUGGAGUACAUGAGGCAGUUCGAGACCUCGGAGCAAAGAGAGGAGGCCAUCAAGAAGGCCUUCAUGAUGCUCGACAAAGACGGCAGCGGCUACAUAGAGUGGAACGAGAUCAAGUACAUUCUGUCGACAGUACCGGCUGCGAGCCCGUUGGCUCCCCUCUCCGAUGAGGAGGCGGAGGCCGUGAUCCAGGCUGGCGACGCUGAUGGAGACGGACGCAUCGACUACAGAGAGUUUUCAGACAUGGUGAAGAUGGAGAAGAAACCGAGGAAGUAGAGGUCACGUGGUUAAUCCGUACUACCAAGAAGAUACGAGGAGAGGAAGACGAUCUGCCCUCCUUAAAGAAUGCUCUGCUUCCUUCUGUAGAUCAACACUUGAGAGAUUGUGAAGAUUGUGAUCACUUUGCUAAAUGAAA
Messenger RNA from Perca fluviatilis (European perch), 619 nucleotides. RefSeq names its product parvalbumin-like EF-hand-containing protein. NCBI's taxonomy places the organism in Eukaryota, Metazoa, Chordata, Actinopteri, Perciformes, Percidae. Bases 79 to 480 code for a protein of 133 amino acids. The transcript is spliced from 5 exons. Gene Ontology annotation, cellular component: cytoplasm; nucleus. The record is from RefSeq and is a predicted model, not a curated record. Gene Ontology annotation, molecular function: calcium ion binding.